UUUGUGUGUUGUGUAUGGUUAUUAGUUAGCUUUGUGUGUUGUGUAUGGUUAUUAGUUAGCUUUGUGUGUUGUGUAUGGUUAUUAGUUAGCUUUGUGUGUUGUGUAUGGUUAUUAGUUAGCUUUGUGUGUUAUGUAGUUGUGUAUGGUUAUUUGUUAGCUUUGUGUGCAUGGUAGUUGUGUAUCUCUGCUGGUUAUUGUAGUCACGUUGCGAUGCCCAUAGGCUGAGUAAUGGUGGCGGUUAGUUGUAGUAGAUAGCUGUAGUGUGUGAACAUGUUGGUGGAUUUCCUUGCAGAGUGAGUGUGUGUGUGUGAGUGUGUGUCAGUGUGUGGGGGCCGGUCCUGGCUGUGCUGUCUCUGUUCUCUGGGCAGUUCAGAUCUGUCUCUCUCCCCCUCUGGUCGCUGACUAUCACACAAGGGGGAUGAAUUCUACGUGCAACUUUUUUUACCAGGCAGAUAUCACCCUAUGCGGCUCAAGAUCUGUGGAUGAAUUCCAUCCCUUCAUCGAAGCACUUCUGCCGCACGUGCGAGCCUUCGCCUACACGUGGUUCAACCUCCAAGCCCGAAAACGAAAAUAUUUCAAAAAACACGAAAAACGCAUGUCAAAGGAGGAGGAAAGAGCCGUGAAGGACGAGUUGUUGAGCGAAAAACCAGAAGUCAAACAGAAAUGGGCAUCCCGGCUCCUGGCAAAGCUGAGAAAAGAUAUUAGGCCGGAAUAUCGGGAGGAUUUUGUACUCACCGUUACAGGGAAAAAGCCGGCAUGUUGCGUUCUCUCCAACCCUGACCAGAAAGGGAAGAUGAGAAGGAUUGACUGCCUCCGACAGGCGGACAAGGUCUGGAGACUGGACCUGGUCAUGGUGAUUUUAUUUAAAGGUAUCCCACUCGAAAGUACUGAUGGCGAACGUCUUGUAAAAUCUCCUCAGUGUUCUAACCCCGGGCUGUGCGUACAGCCGCACCACAUAGGAGUUUCGGUCAAGGAACUCGACUUAUACUUGGCAUACUUUGUGCACUCGGCAGACACUAGUAUUGGGAUCAGAGGGAAUGGAGUCUCUGCAGGAUCAGUAUACGUGUCACAUAGGUCUGCAGCGGCGCUGUAUACAGGGAACGAUUCAAGUCAGUCAGAGAGUCCCAGCCAGCAGAGCGAGGCCGACAUCAAGGACCAGCCGGAAAAUGGACAUUUGGGCUUCCAAGACAGCUUUGUGACUUCAGGUGUUUUCAGUGUUACAGAACUUGUCCGAGUGUCGCAAACACCCAUAGCGGCAGGAACGGGUCCUACUUUCCCCAUUUCAGAAUUGGACAGUUCUUCGUACUACAGUAUGAGCCCAGGUGCAAUGAGAAGAUCGUUGCCCAGCACGUCUUCUACCAGUUCUACGAAGCGCCUCAAGUCCGUAGAGGAUGAGAUGGACAGUCCCAAUGAGGAGCCAUUUUACCCAAACCAGGGGCGUUCUCCAGGAAGCGGCAGUCAGUCCAGCGGGUGGCAUGAUGUGGAGCCAGGAAUGCCAUCGCCUACUACCUUAAAGAAGUCAGAGAAGUCUGGUUUCAGCAGUCCUUCUCCUUCGCAGACCUCUUCCCUCGGAACGGCUUUUACGCAGCAUCAUCGACCUGUCAUAACAGGACCCAGAGCGAGUCCGCAUGCAACGCCAUCAACUUUACAUUUCCCGACGUCGCCCAUUAUCCAGCAACCUGGGCCGUACUUCUCUCACCCAGCAAUCCGCUAUCACCCGCAGGAGACUCUGAAAGAGUUUGUCCAACUUGUCUGCCCAGAAGCCGGUCAGCAGGCUGGACAGGUGGGGUUCCUAAACCCCAAUGGUAGCAGCCAAGGCAAGGUGCACAAUCCAUUCCUUCCUACUCCCAUGUUGCCACCACCUCCUCCGCCACCAAUGGCCAGGCCUGUGCCCCUGCCAGUGUCAGACACAAAGCCUCCGACCACGUCUACAGAAGGAGGAGCCACAUCUCCCACUUCUCCGAAACAGACAGGAUUGCUUAAUUCAGCAGCCUACUCAACGCCCAGCACUUCCCCCGCAAACCGAUUUGUCAGUGUUGGACCACGAGAUACAAGCUUUGUAAAUAUCCCUCAACAGACUCAGUCCUGGUACCUGGGAUAAUGGUCACAGAUUUCUAUCACACACAUGACAGACCACCUGGCCCUUCCCAUCUCUGUAACAUGGAAGAAAAUGGUGACAACACGGCACAGUUGCUUCGCUCCAAUGGAAGGGGAAGACUUGUGUCAACAGCAUAACAACGUUGAAUAAGAAGAAGAAAUAAAAAAAGAAUCUUACGUGGUCGCAUGGCAAUGACCCUUUAUAAUCAGCCUUACUUCCCUUACGUUUUUAUGAUAACUCUCUCGCCGUGGGGUCUGAAGAAAGUUCUUGCCGGGAAAAGCUGGGAAUCAUGGCAUUUGAAGUGUUUCAUUGGUAGUGUAAAAAAAUAGGUGGUUCUGGGUAGCCUUGGUCUGAUGUUUUUUUUUUGUUUUGUUUUUUUUGUUUUUUUCUUACCGACUUGCUG
This is a messenger RNA of Hyla sarda, 2501 nucleotides long. It is a transcript of the gene NFIA, whose product is annotated as nuclear factor I A. The transcript has 13 exons. Gene Ontology annotation, molecular function: RNA polymerase II cis-regulatory region sequence-specific DNA binding; DNA-binding transcription factor activity, RNA polymerase II-specific. The record is from RefSeq and is a predicted model, not a curated record. Lineage: Eukaryota; Metazoa; Chordata; Amphibia; Anura; Hylidae. Gene Ontology annotation, cellular component: nucleus. Bases 419 to 2101 code for a protein of 560 amino acids. Gene Ontology annotation, biological process: regulation of transcription by RNA polymerase II.